UUUACAAUACUAGCAAACAUGUCUUAGAAAACAACUGCAUAAACAAGACAGUGUGCGUUUUGUAAAGCAUACACUGUAAAUAGUGUUUGUGUAAGACCUUUAUUUUACUGUCCAACGUCUGUUCAUUUAUAACUUCAUAACUGUCAUUGGAAAGUCUGUUUGCUAUUUAAAUGACCUUUGACACUCAGAUACAACUCAAUGGUAGUUUCCCACAAAGCGUGGUGUAGGGCAGAUGUGUGUGUUCCAUGUGUUCGCGCAGUGUUAUGUUGUUCUUUACCAUGCACACGAGAGGGCAUUUAAAAGAGAACAUUGUUCUCUGUGGAAUCUUUCUCCUUUUCUCAUCUAAAACAGCUGAUCAAACAUGCAGGGGACAGUGUGGAGACGUGUUGGAGAAAUGCUCCUGUCAUGCAACCUGUGUGUCUUUGCUGAAUUGUUGUGCAGAUUACAACCAGUCGUGUGUCCAGGUGACGCCUCACUCCAGCGCCAUGCUAGGCGGUAGAGCUCUCAGGAUCCUCGGCGUGGCCCUUCAUCCUGGUGGGCGACUUCUCUGCAGGUUCAAGGGUGAAAUUGAACGAGAAGGAUUUAUUGAUGAUGAAGGCCACGGCUACUGUAUCUCUCCUUUAUUGUACGAGACAGGUUGGAUACCAUUUACUGUCUCAAUUGACGGGAUACAUUUUGACAGAUCUGGAGAGUUCUUGUCAGUCCACCCCAGUAAGGCUGACCCUGCCUUUGAAGUCAUCCUGGUGAAUGCAACACAGUGGCAGUACUACGGCACACCAAACGUGUCUGGACGGCUAAAGAUGACAUGGAACAGCUCUUUGAUUGGUGCAGAGACGGUCAACAUAGAGCUGUGGGGUUACAGAGAGUUCAGCAGGAGCACUGAGGUGGGGGUGAACGGAUCAUCCUCUCUGCAGGCCGAGCUGAGCUACCUGUACUCCCUCGGAAGGAAUCUGCCCAACACUGGUGCCUUCAGCUUCGUCCCCGAGCCCUCAGAGGACUACUCCGACUGGAAGUUGGGAAACAUUCGCAUCACUGCUAGUUCUAAGUCGGAUGGAGCAAGGGAUGUAGAGGGGCUCUGGAGCGGUGGGCAUGUGUUAGCCUGGCACCUGGAGCAGGCUUUCAGAGAUGAGUCUGCAGCCUGGGCCAGGAGCCAGUGUCUGCAGUGGGACGUCCUGGAGAACAAGCUGCCCAACUUCCUGGAGGAACUCAUUACCUGCCCCUGCACUCUGGCACAGGCCCGCGCUGACACAGGCAGGUUUCAUACUGAUUAUAGUUGUGACAUUGAGCGGGGCAGUGUGUGCACUUAUCACCCAGGUUCCGUCCACUGCGUCAGAGCCAUUCAGGCCAGUCCUACGCAUGGAUCGGGGCAGCAGUGCUGUUAUGACAGCACAGGGGCUCUGGUGCUGACGGGAGACUCGAUCGGGGGCAGCACCCCGGACAGGGCUCACGACUGGGGCUCGCCUCCGUACAGGGAGCCCCCACGGGUGCCGGGGUACUCACACUGGCUUUACGAUGUCAUGAGUUUCUACUACUGCUGCCUGUGGUCUGACCACUGCAACAUUUACUUCAAACAUCGCCCUUCUAGCGGCUGUCGCAGCUACCAGCCCCCAAAAGCUGGUGUUGUCCUCGGGGAUCCGCAUUUCGUAACGUUCGACGGGCUCAGCUACACUUUCAACGGCAAAGGAGAAUACUACCUUGUGUCUUCUCCAGACAGAGAGCUGAGUGUUCAGGCCAGAACAGAGGCGCUGAAAUUUAAGAAUGGUACCUCGGCCAAAGCCACAUUGCUGUCAUCCGUGGCUAUGAAGGGAAAUACCUCUGAUGUCAUCGAGGUGCGUCUAGCAGAUGGCCACCUUCAGGUGCUGAGGAACCAAAAGGUCCUACCUUUCACCGAGCAGAGAUGGAUGGACCUACACGGAGUAUUUGUGUUCACCCCCAGUCUUCAGAAUGUGACAGUAAUCUUCCUCUCUGGAGUUGGCGUGGAGGUUCGGGUGCGUGAAGGAGCCAUGGCAGUGACCGUCCUGCUUCCAUCAGAGUUUACUAACCACACUCAGGGUCUCCUCGGUCUCAUGAACUCUGACCCCUCAGAUAACCUGUUGACCGGACUCGGAGAGAUCCUUUCCCCAGCCGACGCCACGCCUGAGGAAAUCUUCACCUUUGGAGCUGGCUGGAACAUUUAAAAGACGUCCUCCCUCUUCACAUAUGACUCAAAGUACCUUAUGGAUAGAUACUAUUUCCCACCAAGUCAUGACACUGCCUUUGUUCCCGCCUUUUCUCUACCCGAGACACCCGAUGACCCUCUGAUGGCAGACAUGUUGGCGAUGUGCUUGGGAGAAGGAGCCCAGUUUUGUAAAUAUGAUACCCUGACCGCACAGAGCUUGAGAAUGGGAAACGCCACACUCGGGGCCUACCAAAGCCAUCUGGCCCUUACGGAAGCCCUGGAGCAAGUGGUGUCUUGUGGCUGGCUUCCCACACCUAGGAAUGGGAAGAAGAAUGGGACACAUUACCUGGAGGGCAGCUGUCUGAGCUUCACCUGCAAUGAAGGCUUCUCACUGUACGGCUCAACGGAGCGCACCUGUCUAGAUGAUGGGAGCUGGACAAGAGAGCAGCCCUACUGUAUCCCAGAUGAUAACGUGAGGUUUGUUCUUGGUGCUGUCGGUUCCCUCUCUGCACUGGUCACGAUGGCAGUAAUGAUCAACCUGCACAACAGGAAACAAGUCAGAGAGAAAAAGGAGGAGCGGAAGGAGACUCAAGAACAAACUUGUUAAACUUUUCUUUCGGAUUAUGGAUCACACAACCCCACAUUCAACGUUGUGUCCUUUGGCAACGAUCAUGUCAGGGACUCAUCCUGUGGAAAUCAUAUGCUGUCUGUUAAGGAAUAAUUUGCCUAGGUAUUCAACCUUCGACAAAGUUCAUCAUUUUCUCCUCUCACUGUCUCUUUUCCCAUGGCAUAUGUCUACGGCCUUGGGUAUUGCUGCUAUCUCUUUUAAGGGGGAGCAGCUUGGGCGCAUUGUUGUUGCCAGUCUAUGACAGAGCACAAGCCGCCAUGAGGUAGUUUACUGUUCAGGGACGACGGUUCCCUGGCGCGCAUUCUUUUCUAUGGACGAGAGCUCUAGUUAGAUUCAGGGUCCAUAAUGUUUAGUCUCACUGAUGAAGAAUGUUGAUUAUUACACUCUGAACUAGUUAAAACCUCGAGCUACAGAAAGGGUUCUUCAGAAUUGAUUUGGCAACGGCUGUGUCAACUCGUGACACACCACCUGUCUUGUCAACUCUCUGGCCGAAACUCCAAAUAAACCAUCAGUGUUUCACAUCAAAGCUCCAACUCUCCUCGUGUCUCUCUGAGUCCUGACUCUCCAUUGCAACAGAAGUUUCCCCCACACUGUCAUGUUGUUUGUUUGGAAGGUGGUCUUCUUAACCUUAUGACCUUAUCAGGGAAAAACCUCAGGUGCUAGUUAUGCUUACAGCGUGUUGUUUGACCUCAUGUUUUCCCUCUUGUUUAGUUUGGAAAACCUCCUGGCGACACAUGGGGUGAGGAUUGAGGGAAAUGCUGAUGAUUGUUUUUAUAUUCCCGUUUCUGCAUGACUGAACGUCCUAUCUUCACUAAGGAGACAACUGUAUAAAUACUACACAGAGAUAUCAUAAUUACGAUCAACACUCGCUUCUCCUGUUCCAUUUAAAAUAGGACCAGAUGUGUUCAUGUUCAUGUCAAAUGUCAAGCGAACCUAAUCAUUCUUUGGUUGAAAGACUUUGAACUCAUGCAGCCUAUGUGUGGGCUCAGAGCCUUCAGUCAAACUAAGGGUUUUGCUGAGUGACUGGAAAAGAAAAAUCCACAAAUGUUACAUAAAGGUCACCUUUUUGCACUAAAUCAACACUGGCUUUUUUAAGUGUCCUUUGUACUGUUGCUCAUCUGCAUUUGAUGUAACUAAUUUCUUCCAUAAAUGUUUUCAUUCAAAUUAAUGAAGGAAUCAAUACAUUAAAUUGAGAUAAAAUCCUG
Molecule: messenger RNA, 3991 nt
Organism: Gymnodraco acuticeps
Lineage: Eukaryota; Metazoa; Chordata; Actinopteri; Perciformes; Bathydraconidae
Gene: susd2
Product: sushi domain containing 2
Exons: 14
Source: RefSeq, a predicted model, not a curated record